AUGCCGCCCCCUGAUCACAAGGCUGUUAGCCACUUCAUCGGCGGGAACCCGCUCGAAACGGCCCCGGCCGGUGCUGUCACCGACUUCAUCCGCAAGCAGGGUGGUCAUAGUGUCAUCACAAAGGUCCUCAUUUGCAACAACGGUAUCGCCGCCGUCAAGGAGAUCCGCUCCAUUCGAAAAUGGGCUUACGAGACCUUCGGAAACGAGCGAGCCAUCGAGUUCGUUGUGAUGGCCACCCCUGAGGAUCUCAAGGUCAACGCCGAUUACAUUCGCAUGGCCGACCAGUACGUCGAGGUGCCCGGCGGAUCCAAUAACAACAACUAUGCCAACGUCGAUCUCAUUGUCGAUGUCGCAGAGCGCGCCGGUGUUCACGCCGUCUGGGCUGGUUGGGGUCACGCUUCCGAGAACCCUCGUCUCCCCGAAUCGCUGGCCGCUUCCAAGCACAAGAUCAUCUUCAUUGGACCUCCUGGUUCCGCCAUGCGCUCGCUCGGUGACAAGAUCUCGUCCACGAUCGUUGCCCAGCACGCCGACGUGCCAUGCAUGCCCUGGUCGGGUACCGGCAUCAAGGAGACCAUCAUGAGCGAGCAGGGAUUCCUGACUGUCUCGGACGAUGUCUACCAGAAGGCCUGCAUCCACACCGCUGAGGAGGGUCUUGAGAAAGCCGAAAAGAUCGGCUACCCCGUCAUGAUCAAGGCCUCCGAGGGUGGUGGAGGAAAGGGUAUCCGAAAGUGCACCAACGGCGAGGACUUCAAGCAGCUCUACAACGCCGUUCUCGGUGAGGUGCCUGGAUCGCCCGUCUUUGUCAUGAAGCUUGCCGGCCAAGCUCGCCAUCUCGAGGUCCAGCUGCUUGCCGAUCAGUACGGAAACGCCAUCAGCAUCUUCGGUCGUGACUGCUCCGUACAGCGUCGUCAUCAGAAGAUCAUCGAGGAGGCUCCUGUCACCAUCGCUCCCGAGGAUGCCAGGGAGUCCAUGGAGAAGGCCGCCGUGCGUCUCGCCAAGCUCGUCGGCUACGUCUCUGCCGGUACCGUCGAGUGGCUCUACUCUCCAGACUCGGGUGAGUUUGCCUUCCUCGAGCUCAACCCUCGUCUCCAGGUCGAGCAUCCCACUACCGAGAUGGUCUCUGGUGUCAACAUUCCCGCCGCCCAGCUUCAGGUCGCUAUGGGUAUCCCUCUGUACUCGAUUCGCGACAUCCGAACCCUCUACGGCAUGGACCCUCGCGGAAACGAGGUCAUCGACUUUGACUUUGCCAGCCCCGAGUCGUUCAAGACCCAGCGCAAGCCCCAGCCGCAGGGUCACGUCGUCGCCUGCCGUAUUACCGCCGAGAACCCGGACACUGGUUUCAAGCCCGGCAUGGGUGCUUUGACCGAACUCAACUUCCGUUCGAGCACUUCCACUUGGGGUUACUUCUCCGUCGGUACCAGCGGUGCCCUCCACGAGUACGCCGACUCGCAAUUCGGUCACAUCUUCGCCUACGGUGCCGACCGAUCCGAAGCCCGAAAGCAGAUGGUCAUCUCGCUCAAGGAGCUGUCCAUUCGCGGUGACUUCCGAACCACCGUUGAGUACCUCAUCAAGCUGCUCGAGACCGACGCUUUCGAGUCCAACAAGAUCACCACCGGCUGGCUGGACGGUCUCAUCCAGGACCGCCUCACCGCCGAGCGACCUCCUGCGGAUCUCGCCGUCAUCUGCGGUGCUGCCGUCAAGGCGCAUCUCCUUGCCCGCGAGUGCGAGGAUGAGUACAAGCGCAUCUUGAACAAGGGUCAGGUUCCUCCUCGUGACACCAUCAAGACUGUCUUCUCCAUCGACUUCAUCUACGAGAACGUCAAGUACAACUUCACGGCUACCCGCAGCUCUGUCUCCGGCUGGGUGCUCUACCUCAACGGUGGACGUACGCUGGUUCAGCUGCGACCCCUGACGGACGGUGGUCUGCUCAUCGGCCUGACCGGGAAGUCGCACCCCGUCUACUGGCGCGAGGAGGUCGGCAUGACCCGCCUCAUGGUCGACUCCAAGACCUGCCUCAUCGAGCAGGAGAACGACCCCACUCAGAUUCGCUCGCCCUCGCCCGGUAAGCUCGUCCGCUUCCUCGUCGAGUCCGGUGACCACGUCAAGGCUGGCCAGGCCAUCGCCGAAAUCGAGGUCAUGAAGAUGUACCUCCCCCUCGUCGCCGCCGAGGAUGGUGUCGUCUCGUUCGUCAAGACGGCCGGUGUCGCUCUCAGCCCUGGAGACAUCAUCGGAAUUCUCUCGCUCGACGACCCCAGCCGUGUGCAGCACGCCAAGCCCUUCGCUGGUCAGCUCCCCGACUUUGGCCUGCCCAUCAUCAUCGGCAGCAAGCCUCACCAGCGCUACAGCUACCUCGUCGAGGUCAUCAACGACAUCCUCGAUGGUUACGACCAGAGCUUCCGCAUGCAGGCUGUCAUCAAGGAGCUCAUGGAAACGCUCCGCAACCCUGAGCUUCCCUAUGGCCAAGCCUCCCAGAUCCUCUCCAGCUUGGGCGGCCGUAUCCCCGCCAGGCUCGAGGACGUGGUCCGCAACACGAUCGAGAUGGGCCACUCGAAGAACGUCGAGUUUCCCGCUGCUCGUCUCCGCAAGCUCACCGAGAACUUCCUGCGUGACAGCGUCGACCCUGCCAUCCGCGGUCAGGUGCAGAUCACCAUCGCCCCUCUUUACCAGCUCUUCGAGGCCUACGCGGGCGGCCUCAAGGCUCACGAGGGCAACGUGCUCGCUUCGUUCCUGCAGAAGUACUACGACAUCGAGUCCAAGUUCACCGGAGAAGCCGAUGUCGUGCUCGAGCUGCGUUUGCAGGCUGACGGCGAUCUCGACAAGGUCGUCGCCCUGCAGACCUCGCGCAACGGUCUCAACCGCAAGAACGCCCUGCUGCUCACCUUGCUCGACAAGCAUAUCAAGGGCACUUCGCUCGUCUCGCGUACCAGCGGUGCUCAGAUGAUCGAGGCAUUGCGCAAGCUUGCCUCGCUCCAGGGCAAGUCGACCGCUCCUGUCGCCCUCAAGGCCCGUGAGGUCUCGCUCGACGCCGACAUGCCCAGUCUUGCUGAUCGCUCUGCUCAGAUGCAGGCCAUUCUUCGCGGAUCCGUCACCUCGUCCAAGUACGGUGGUGACGACGAGUACCACGCCCCUUCGCUCGAGGUGCUUCGGGAGCUCAGCGACUCGCAGUACAGCGUGUACGAUGUGCUGCACAGCUUCUUCGGCCACCGCGAGCACCACGUCGCUUUCGCCGCGCUGUGCACCUACGUCGUCCGCGCCUACCGCGCUUACGAGAUCGUCAACUUUGACUACGCCAUCGAGGACUUUGACGUUGAAGAGCGUGCCGUGCUCACCUGGCAAUUCCAGCUGCCGCGAAGCGCUUCGUCGCUCAAGGAGCGGGAGCGUCAAGUGUCCAUCAGCGACUUGAGCAUGAUGAACUCAACCAGGAAGACCGUCGCCCCUGCCGAGCUUCGCACCGGUGCCAUGACCAGCUGCGUCGAUGUCUCUGACAUUCCUGAUCUCCUUCCCAAGGUGCUCAAGUUCUUCAAGUCGUCUGGCGGAUCGCCCAUCAAUGUCCUCAACGUCGCUGUGGUCGACCAGGCCGACUUUGUCGAUGCCGAGGUGCGAAGCAAGCUCGCCCAGUACACCAACGCCUGCAGCAAGCAGUUUGCCGCUGCUCGUAUCCGCCGUGUCACCUACCUUCUCUGCCAGCCCGGCAUGUAUCCCUUCUUCGCUACCUUCCGUCCCAGCGAACACGGCAUUUGGACCGAAGAGAAGGCCAUCCGAAACAUCGAGCCCGCCUUGGCCUACCAGCUGGAGCUCGACAGGGUCAGCAAGAACUUCGAGCUCACUCCCGUGCCGGUCUCGUCCUCGACGAUCCACCUGUACUUUGCUCGUGGUAUCCAGAACUCCGCCGAUACUCGAUUCUUCGUCCGAUCGCUGGUCCGUCCCGGCCGCGUUCAGGGCGACAUGGCGGCCUACCUCGUCUCGGAGUCGGACCGUAUCGUCAAUGACAUUCUCAACGUCAUCGAGGUCGCUCUUGGUCAGCCCGAGUACCGCACUGCCGACGCCUCGCACAUUUUCAUGUCGUUCAUCUACCAGCUCGACGUCAGCCUCGAGGAUGUUCAGAAGGCCAUCGCCGGCUUCCUUGAGCGUCACGGUACCCGCUUCUUCCGUCUCCGCAUCACCGGUGCUGAGAUCCGAAUGAUCCUCAGCGGUCCCAACGGCGAGGCUCGCCCCAUCCGAGCUUUCGUUCACAACGAGACCGGUCUCGUGGUCCGAUACGAGACCUACGAGGAGAACGCUGCCGACGACGGAUCUGUUGUCCUGCGCGCCAUCGAGCCCCAGGGCAAGGAGGCUUCCCUCAACGGCCAAAGCGCCCACUUCCCCUACACUACCAAGGUUGCUCUGCAGUCGCGCCGAUCGCGAGCCCACGCUCUCCAGACCACGUUCGUCUACGACUUCAUCGACGUUCUUGGUCAGGCUGUUCGCGCCUCGUGGAGGAAGGUGGCUGCCAGCAAGACCCCUUCUGAGGUGAUCAAGUCGGCUGUCGAGCUCGUCUUCGACGAACAGGAGAACCUGCGCGAGCUCAAGCGUGCUCCUGGCAUGAACAAUAUUGGCAUGGUUGCUUGGCUCGUCGAGGUGGCUACGCCCGAGUUCCCUGCAGGGCGCAAGCUUGUGGUCGUCGGAAACGAUGUCACCAUCCAGGCUGGUUCGUUCGGCCCCGUCGAGGAUCGCUUCUUCGCCGCGGCCUCCAAGCUCGCCCGUGAGCUCGGUGUGCCCCGUCUGUACAUCUCUGCCAACUCUGGUGCCCGUAUCGGCCUGGCAACCGAGGCUCUUGACCUCUUCAAGGUCAAGUUUGUCGGCGACGACCCUGCCAAGGGUUUCGAGUACCUGUACCUUGACGAUGACUCGCUUCACGUGCUUCAGACCAAGGCACCCAACAGUGUCAUGACCAAGCCUCUGAAGGCCGCCGACGGCAGCAAUCACAACGUCAUCACCGACGUCAUUGGCAAGCCUCAGGAGGGUCUCGGUGUCGAGUGUCUCUCGGGCAGUGGUCUCAUCGCCGGCGAGACGAGCCGAGCCAAGGACCAGAUCUUCACCGCCACCAUUGUCACGGGACGAAGUGUCGGUAUUGGUGCCUACCUUGCUCGUCUUGGUGAGCGUGUGAUCCAGGUCGAGGGUUCGCCUUUGAUCCUCACCGGCUACCAGGCGCUCAACAAGCUGCUCGGACGCGAGGUCUACACCUCGAACCUGCAGCUCGGUGGUCCUCAGAUCAUGUACAAGAACGGUGUUUCCCACCUCACUGCUCAGGACGACCUUGAUGCCGUCAAGGCCUUUGUCAACUGGAUGUCGUACGUCCCUGCCCAGCGUGGCGGUCCUCUGCCCAUCAUGCCCACCACCGACACCUGGGACCGAGCCGUCACGUACCAGCCUCCUCGUGGUCCUUACGACCCGCGAUGGCUCAUCAACGGCACCAGGGACGAGAGUGGCGCCAAGCUCACUGGCCUGUUCGACGACGGCUCCUUCGUCGAGACACUCGGCGGCUGGGCCACUUCCGUUGUCACUGGUCGUGCUCGUCUUGGCGGUAUUCCUGUCGGUGUCAUCGCGGUCGAGACCCGAACACUCGAACGCGUCGUGCCCGCCGAUCCAGCCAACCCCAGCUCGACCGAGCAGCGCAUCAUGGAAGCCGGUCAGGUGUGGUACCCCAACUCGGCGUACAAGACUGCUCAGGCAAUCUGGGACUUUGACAAGGAGGGUCUCCCUCUUGUCAUCCUUGCCAACUGGCGAGGUUUCUCGGGUGGUCAGCAGGACAUGUACGACGAGAUCCUCAAGCAGGGCUCCAAGAUUGUCGACGGUCUCUCGGCGUACAAGCAGCCCGUGUUCGUCCACAUCCCACCCAUGGGUGAGCUGCGUGGUGGUUCGUGGGUCGUUGUGGACUCUGCGAUCAACGACAACGGUAUGAUCGAGAUGUCGGCCGAUGUCAACAGCGCACGAGGUGGUGUGCUCGAGGCUUCGGGUCUGGUCGAAAUCAAGUACCGUGCUGACAAGCAGCGCGCUACGAUGCAGCGUCUCGACAGCGUCUACGCCAAGCUGAGCAAGGAAGCUGCCGAGGCGACCGACUUCACUGCCCAGACGGCAGCUCGCAAGGCGCUGGCGGAGCGCGAGAAGCAGCUCAGCCCUAUCUUCACAGCCAUCGCAACCGAAUACGCCGAUGCACACGACCGAGCAGGACGCAUGCUUGCCACUGGUGUGCUGCGAUCUGCAUUGCCAUGGGAGAACGCACGUCGAUACUUCUACUGGCGACUCAGGAGAAGGCUCACGGAGGUGGCUGCCGAACGCACCAUCUCGGAAGCCAACCCGCUGCUCAAGCACGUCGAGCGCGUGGCUGCCCUGCGGCAAUUCACCGGCGCAGCUGCUUCGGACGACGACAAGGCGGUUGCCGAGCACAUGGAGGCGUCGGCGGCACAGCUGCUUGCCGCGACCAAGCAGCUUAAGGCCCAGUACAUCUUGGCUCAGAUCUCGACAUUGGAUCCUGAGCUCCGGGCUCAGCUGGCUGCUUCAUUGAAGUAA
Molecule: messenger RNA, 6549 nt
Organism: Kalmanozyma brasiliensis GHG001
Lineage: Eukaryota; Fungi; Basidiomycota; Ustilaginomycetes; Ustilaginales
Product: Carbamoyl-phosphate synthetase large subunit-like, ATP-binding domain protein
Exons: 2
Coding region: 1-6549 (2182 amino acids)
Biological process (GO): fatty acid biosynthetic process
Molecular function (GO): acetyl-CoA carboxylase activity; metal ion binding; ATP binding
Source: RefSeq, a predicted model, not a curated record